GUUGUCAAACCUGCCACAGUUUGCUUCCCGCGCGGACAACAAUACUGAAACAAUAGCGAGAUCUGUCUUCAGAGGAGAUCUUUUGUACUCUCGUGAAGCACACAUAAAUGUUCUGCCUGUUUGCUUUUUUUGUGUUUCCUUGUGUUUAAGUUAAUCAAAAUGUUCCGAACUCGCCAACUAAACACAGUGCAGCCAUCGCCGUCAAUAGUGCGAUUUUCCCCGGAGGCGCUCGAUUCGAGGGACGUUUCCUUCGAGGCAUACAAACAGGCCAAACACUCCAAAACGAGGAAACGCAGCUUCUCGCCGCUGGUUAAUGCAAAAAAUAUGCGCUCCCCGGACAUUUCGCCGAUCGCACUCAACAAACCGAUGCGCGUCUCACCCAGGACGAACACCCCUAAGACCGUAUCCUCUUCGUCUACGAAAGUGCCAUCAUAUGCAGGUUAUAAGAUGACAGUUCCUAAAAAAGACGGCACCCGAGAGCAGUCGCGAUACGGGCUACUGUUUGCCAUAGCAACGCCGAUAACAAAGCGCGAGCUGGAACAUCGCAUCACCGUUGACAACAUCCUGAAGAACCUGGACCUGGUCAAGUAUAUGGACAUCUUCAUCCGCGAGGAGAUCGACUUCGAGGUGUUUCUAACUCUGUCGGAGAAGGAUUUGCACGACAUCGGUAUCGAUUGCCAGGCGGAUAUCGAGCGGAUUCUGGCCAAGGUUGCCGAAUACAAUGCCGGUACGUAAGUGCCAGUCGGGUUUCGAUUGUUGUUACUUUGUGUUCGUAUGUGUAUGUUUGUUUGUGUUAAUUUUUAACUCUAUGACAGCCAGAGACGGAUUAGGACGGUUAUUUUUUUCUUUUGAAGUAAGUUAAGAUCAAGAGUUUCUUGAAGAUUGAAGAUUGUAAACAGGGUAUAAUAAUUACGGAAAGUUUCUGUGAUUUACACCACCAUGAAAUUGUUUAAAUAAAAUGAAUGAAUAUCUAAAAAAACACUA
This is a messenger RNA of Wyeomyia smithii (pitcher-plant mosquito), 984 nucleotides long. RefSeq names its product ankyrin repeat and SAM domain-containing protein 6-like. The transcript has 3 exons. Bases 160 to 735 code for a protein of 191 amino acids. The record is from RefSeq and is a predicted model, not a curated record. Gene Ontology annotation, molecular function: protein binding. NCBI's taxonomy places the organism in Eukaryota, Metazoa, Arthropoda, Insecta, Diptera, Culicidae. Gene Ontology annotation, cellular component: cytoplasm.